AUGUUGGGUGAUUGGCCCAUUGCACCAAAGAUGCCCCUCGUUGGUGGCCAUGAGGGUGCCGGUGUCGUCGUGGCUCGAGGAGAACUUGUCAAGGACGUGCAGAUCGGCGACCACGUCGGUAUCAAGUGGCUCAACGGCUCCUGCCUCAGCUGCACAUACUGCCAGCAGUCCGAUGAGCCCCUCUGCGGUACUCCCGAUCUCUCUGGCUACACAGUCGAUGGUUCGUUCCAGCAAUAUUGUAUCGGCAAGGCCGCCCAUGUUGCCAGAAUCCCAAAGGAGUGCGACCUUGAAGAAAUCUCCCCCAUUCUCUGCGCCGGUAUCACUGUAUACAAGGGCUUAAAGGAGUCUGGAGCCAAGCCGGGCCAGUUUGUUGCCAUCGUUGGUGCCGGUGGUGGCUUGGGUAGCUUGGCUGUUCAGUAUGCCAAGGCUAUGGGUCUUCAUCCCAUCGGUAUUGAUACUGGUGCCGAGAAGAAGGACAUGGUGCUCAAGCUAGGCGCCACCGCCUUUGUCGACUUUGCUACCUCCCCCGAUAUCGUCAAGGAGGUCAAGGCUGCUACCCAAGAUGGCCAAGGCCCUCAUGCCGCCAUCCUGGUGGCCGUCCAAGAGAAACCAUUCCAGCAGGCCACUCAGUAUGUCCGCUCUCGCGGCACCGUCGUCUGCAUCGGUCUGCCACCCAACGCUCAGCUGAGUGCGCCUGUCUUUGACACUGUCCUGCGCAUGAUCAACAUCAAGGGUAGUUAUGUUGGUAACCGCCUAGACUCUGCCGAGGCCAUUGAAUUCUAUCGCCGUGGACUUGUCAAGGUUCCCUUCAAGACUGUCGGUCUUAGUGAGCUGCAAAGUGUGUACGAGCUUAUGCAUGCUGGCAAGAUUGCAGGACGAUAUGUUGUUGAUACCAGCCGCUAA
[Torrubiella] hemipterigena is the source of this 903-nucleotide messenger RNA. Lineage: Eukaryota; Fungi; Ascomycota; Sordariomycetes; Hypocreales; Clavicipitaceae. The record is from the annotation of a GenBank genome assembly.